Molecule: messenger RNA, 3071 nt
Organism: Aspergillus pseudotamarii
Lineage: Eukaryota; Fungi; Ascomycota; Eurotiomycetes; Eurotiales; Aspergillaceae
Product: DNA cross-link repair protein PSO2
Exons: 2
Coding region: 200-2731 (843 amino acids)
Biological process (GO): interstrand cross-link repair; protection from non-homologous end joining at telomere; double-strand break repair via nonhomologous end joining
Molecular function (GO): damaged DNA binding; 5'-3' DNA exonuclease activity
Source: RefSeq, a predicted model, not a curated record
AUUCUUUCUGGUUUAGAUCUCGAGAAUCGUAUACGGAGGCAGGGAAUGCGAUACAGGAUGAAUAGAUAAGACAUACAACGCAUUAACGUCAGAUUUUACAUACCGGAUACCAUCCAGCGGCCAACAAUUUGCCCCUCACCUCAAUAUACCUACGGCCGUCGCUUUCGAUCAGAACCUGCUCUAUACAUAAGCAUCGGACAUGGCUGGAUCAUUCCCGAAGAAAGGCUCGACGCCAUCGAAACCAUCCUUCAGGUCCAAGCAACCGACCUCUGUGAAACGGAACAGCAGUCUCCUGAACUUUUUCCAGAAGGCGGACGGCCCGCCGCAAGCCACAUCUCGACAGUCUCGGAUCACGCAAUUCGCGACGAAAGCGGACCGACCGACGGCUAGUGCGCAUGGCAGUCCGUCAUUGCGGCGAGACGAUAGCUCGAAGAGUAACGGUAGCGGCGGGUUGUUCUUGGAUGAUCGGAAUGGGAAGAAGUCGGCCUUGAUAGACCCUAGUACGCCCCCGCGAUCCCGGUCACGGACACCUGACGAUAUAUGGGGUGAAGGUGAUGGGAACCUCGUGGCCCCGAAAGAGGAGGAGGGGGACAGGUAUAACGAGAAUGGGUCUGCGGUUAAGAAGCGUAAGGUCGAGUCAGAGUCUGACUCUCCUCGGACGGAUCAGGUGAAGGAUGAGGCCUCUGCGGCAACGCCUGCUCCGGCCAAAUCUCGACAGGUUAGCGGGCCGUUUAUCGAUGAGUCUGACAGUGAGGAGGAUUUGGGAGCGUUUGGUGAUUUCGGUGACGAACCAGCCGUGUUGACAAAGACCGAAGCCGUGAAGGACGCGACGGGCGCUGAUAAUGACCGGAAAGAUGAUGAUCGAACUUCCGAUGUCGCCGUACCAUCAUUGGUAAGAGAAGCCACGAGCCAUUUCGAAGAUAAUGAACUUGCGAAUUUUGACGAUCUAGAAGAAAACGAGUUCGGAGGGGAAGAAGGACUCUUAGACCAGGAAAACGACGACGCAGAAGGAUCCGAAGGGACGGUAUUUUGUUUCGACGACUCGAACGAUUCGCCAGCUCUAGAGGAGUGCGAUGUGGAUCCUGGCGGUGGUGUAGCAGUAUGCCCAAUAUGCCAGAUUGAGUUGGUAGGCUUGAGUGACGUUGACGUGUCGGUGCAUGUCAAUGAUUGCCUUGAUGGGAAGCCUGCCACUGUCUUGCCGAAACCGAAGCCCGACACACCGGCGAAGGCACGGACGCGCGCAGAACUCGCUUCGAUUGCAAGGCCACCGCAAAAUGAUCCAUACUCCUCCGUCACAUCUAAGACAUCAUCCGCUUUCUCGAAGCUAAUGGCAGGUAACGCAGAAGAUACAGCAUGGACAGCGGCGGCGGCCAGCGAGGUCAAAUCUAGGGGCAAGCAGGCAUACCAACGAACUUGUCCAUUCUACAAGAUUAUUCCGGGAUUCUCGAUUUGUGUGGAUGCUUUUCGUUAUGGAGCAGUCGAAGGAUGCAAUGCCUACUUUCUGAGCCAUUACCACAGUGACCAUUACAUAGGCCUCUCGGCCUCUUGGCGCCAUGGGCCCAUCUACUGCAGCAAAGCUACUGGCAACCUAAUCCGCCAACAACUCAAGGUGGACCCGCGAUGGGUGGUGGAUUUGGAAUUCGAGAAGACUACAGAGGUCCCCAAUACUGGCGUUCAAGUGACUUUGAUUGAGGCCAAUCACUGCCCCGGAAGCGCCAUUUUUCUGUUUGAGAAGGCCAUGGGGUCCGGUCCGUCCAAGAGGAUUCAACGGGUUCUGCAUUGUGGUGAUUUCCGAGCAUCUCCCACCCAUGUGCAGCACGCCCUUCUUCGCCCCGAGGUAAUUGACUCCAUCACGGGCCAGAAACGGCAGCAAAGGAUUGACGUCUGCUACUUGGAUACUACUUAUCUCAGUCCUAAGUACUCCUUUCCUAGUCAAAUCGAUGUCAUCGAAGCCUGCGCGGAACUCUGUGUGAGCCUUGACCGAGGUGAGGACGAUGGUCCUGCGCCGUGGCAGUCACAAAAAGCAAGUAAAGGAGGCGGGAGUAUCAUGAGUAAGUUUUUCAACUCUGUGACGGGGUCAGACAAGUCACAGGAGCGAUCGUCUCGUCCGGAGGGGCGAUUGUUGGUCGUCAUUGGCACAUAUAGUAUCGGUAAAGAGCGUGUAUGUCUAGCAAUUGCCCGAGCCCUGCAGAGUAAGAUUUAUGCUACUGCGGGCAAGCAACGAGUGUGCGCUUGUUUGGAGGAUGCCGAGCUUUCUUCGUUGUUAACGGACGACCCCGUGGAGGCCCAGGUUCAUAUGCAGACGCUGUUCGAGAUCCGCGCUGAGACGCUGGCCGACUACCUGGAUUCGAUGAAGCCGCACUUCACUCGUGUGGUGGGCUUCCGUCCGACAGGAUGGACAUACCGUCCACCCACAGAGCGGAUGUUGGACAACCCACCCGUCUCGACGGUGCUACAUUCUGCUCAUUGGAAGACGCCCUUCACAGCGCGCGACCUAGUGCCCCAGCGCGGAAGUACGCGUGAAAGUGCCUGCUUUGGGGUGCCGUAUAGCGAACAUAGCUCGUUUCGGGAGCUGACGAUGUUCUGUUGUGCGCUCCGGAUCGGACGGGUGAUCCCUACGGUAAACGUCGGUAGCCGGAAAAGUCGGGAACGAAUGAAGGCAUGGGUUGAGCGAUGGGAGGCGGAGAAGAGGAAGAGUGGAUUGUAUCGGGUGGAAGGGGACCGGUGGUAGAGCGGGCUAUCUAUGAAGAAGUAGACUUGCACAUAUUCAUACACCGGCAGUAUCCUGUGUGGAGGGCUGGUUGGACUGGAUACACCGCAUAUGUAAGCACACAUCAUGGACCAGCUAAAUUUUGACCAACCAUGGAGGGAGUCUUGCAUUAUGGCUCUUCGUCUCUGCACAUAAUUAUUUGGGACAACGUGACGUCUCAUAGAAUUUAAUCUAUGCCUACCGACAUGACAUUGGUCAUAUCUCUACUUUAGGUUACCUCCAAAUGUUGCUGAAAUAUGGUCGAAUAUGAUUUGGGGUCUGACCAGACAUCAAAGCGUAAAAAAAGUAAAUAAGUCAAUAC